ACUCGAAAGUAAAUGACACGCGCGCACACAAAAGUUACGUUGUCUUAAUUGCCGUCGUAGGCGCAACUCAUUUUCACUGAUUCCGCAUUUUUUGCACCCAAAUAACGGGGUGUUGGCGACGGCUGAGAGAGGUAAAAGUUAAUUAGGGGUUGGCAACCUUUUUGGUUUGGUGCGUUCGGCGAAAUGAGACGAGCGAGAUUCGUCGCCGCGUGUCCUCUGCAUCUGCAUCGAGAACAAUACGGAAAUAGCGGACCGCGUGCCGCGCUCAAGUGCUCGCCAAUCGCAGGAUUGAGCGGGGAAGGAAAAGAAGCUGACGCCUGCACAAGGAGAUGCUAGCAGGAUCACUUGUCUCGCGGUGCUCGCCAGGUUCGCAACGUGCCUCCGCAGUUCCUUCCGCAGUCAUGGGAUUUAACUGCUCUGCACUAUCGCUCGCCCUUGCGCUGUGCCUUCUCGUUCAGGUCGUGCCAUGGUCUGCUGCCCAAGACUACGACGUUACGAAUCUGCAGUGCAGUUUCGCUUCAAACGGUGGCACACGCGACUCGAUAUCAGCCAAGCUGCGGAAGCCGUCAGGCUUCCGCGGGGCGCCUCUGUUCGCCGACGACCGCGCCGUUGACCCUUCCACUGAUCCCCAGUGUCAAAUACGACUCGACCAGUCCGACCCCACAGAUAUGACUUACAACAUGCUCGUCACGGACUUCCACCGUUGCGGGGUCGUCAAAGUUAAUGGUGCCGUGCACGUCAGGCUAUGGUUCCCUCAGUUCCCCGGCGUCGUGAUGCUCGCCGACCAGGAACUCAUUUUAAUGUGCAAGCCGCCGGAACCGAUUGUGACCCAGCACAAAGCGGCCGGAUUCGCGGGAAGUUUCUCUGGUGGUGCCCGUGUGUCAGGCGUGGUUGAAGAAAAACCCGGUACCCUGGAGUAUGAAGUUGCUCUUUACAAGGAAGCGCCUCCCAAAAACUCGACAACUGGCCAGUUAAUGAAGCAAGGCGAAAUGCCCAUCGAACAGGCAGUUCAAAUCGGCACCAAACUGCAGUUGAGGGCAAGAAUUAACGCGGAAUCUGUUUGGAGAUUCGUCAAAUUGAUGGAAGUGACCGUGUCUCCUGAUCCCGAGAACCCACACGUGCCAGGCCACGUCUACUUGGUCAAGGAUGGGUGUCGAAACCGAGAUCUUGCCACGAUCAUACCACACCAACCUGGCAGGUACAAGGAGAGGCCGAACGAGGUUUAUCUGGACUUUGAGGCUUUCCUGCUGAGCACCCUGCAAGAACGCUCGACCCUUUGGAUUCAUUCUGAAAUCAAAGCGUGCGUCGUCCCUGAGGAUUGCCAGCCAGAAUUUUGCCUGGACCUCUUUGAGCCGUCGGGUCACGGUCGCAGGCGAAGGGAUAUCAACGCCAACAACACGGCCACCGUGCGCAUGCAGAGGAGUCUGACUGGACCAGAAAACGACAGCGCUGUUGACCAUCAGUUCACCAAAUUCGGAGAAAACAUCGCGUACACGGUUCUCAUGAAAGAAAACGAGUGCUACGAGGCAACCAAAAACCGAGAGGAGGUCUGUGGUGCAUUCCUCGGGGUCGCCACCCUCCUUGGCGGCCUGCUGGUCAUCGCCGUUCUCAUGGCCUGCUACCUGACCUCGAGACUGCACUCCGUUUCUAAGUCAAGACACACACCGACCUUUGAAGAGCUCGUCAGGCAGCACAAGCUCAAAUAUCAGGGCCCAGAGGGUUUGGAAAGGCAGUACCACUGACUGGAUCCACGGGCUGGGGGCCGGGGAGGGUGGUGGUUUGCAAGCAGCUUAGUGCCCCGAUAGUGACCAUAAAAUUCAUCAUCUCAUCAACUUGUACAUAAGAACUCUGGAUAAAUGUGAGAUUCUGGUGACGGGCCCAUAUGUACAGUAAUUUAUUUCAUUAGUUAAAUAAAUCAAAGUUAAGUUUUCGAAAACAUAA
Cloeon dipterum is the source of this 1941-nucleotide messenger RNA. RefSeq lists its product as uncharacterized. The record is from RefSeq and is a predicted model, not a curated record. Bases 330 to 1742 code for a protein of 470 amino acids. Lineage: Eukaryota; Metazoa; Arthropoda; Insecta; Ephemeroptera; Baetidae. The transcript is spliced from 9 exons.